Glossina fuscipes is the source of this 3441-nucleotide messenger RNA. It is a transcript of the gene MetRS, whose product is annotated as methionine--tRNA ligase, cytoplasmic. Gene Ontology annotation, biological process: methionyl-tRNA aminoacylation. Gene Ontology annotation, molecular function: ATP binding; methionine-tRNA ligase activity. Gene Ontology annotation, cellular component: aminoacyl-tRNA synthetase multienzyme complex; cytosol. Lineage: Eukaryota; Metazoa; Arthropoda; Insecta; Diptera; Glossinidae. The coding region runs from base 106 to 2694 and encodes 862 amino acids. The record is from RefSeq and is a predicted model, not a curated record. The transcript is spliced from 8 exons.
CUUGCGUAUCGUACGUAUUAUACGUCUUCUGCCACGCGCACGUUGUGUGUGAAAUUAGAAGCAUUGGGUAAAAUUAGCAUUUUCUGUCGAACAACAACAACAAGUAUGAAAAUCUAUACGAAUGAAGGCAAUCCAUUUGGAUUGAAACUGCAAAUUUUGGCGAAACUGGCCAAAUGUGAGGUGACAGUUGAAAAGAUUGGCAUAAACGAUGAUAAAACCAAAAAUUUAUUAUUAUUACCAACGCUGGAAUUGGACAGUGGACUCAUGUUGUUUUCUACCAACGCUGCUGCAAAAUAUUUUUUCCCGGAUGAAGGUGAAAAGAGAGAUGAGUGGCUUGAGUGGUCCGUAAAUGUUCUGGCACCCACUUUAGUCAAUCUCACAGGUGUAGGUCAUCAUGCCAAUCCACAUGUUUUACCUAUAUUAAAUAUUUUGAUUAAAAAACUUGAAGAUCGCCUGAAAUCUUCAUCCUAUUUAGCGGGAAAUAGUGUCACUGCAGCUGAUAUUUCAGUCUGGUCUCUUCUUACGCCGGAUAACAUUUUAAAUGAUGCGAAAGAUAUUAAUUGUUUGUCAAGGUGGUGUCAAAAUAUUAGCGAUUUACCUGAAGUUCAAGAAAUUACGCAAAAGGAACCAAUUAAGUCUGUGACUUUUAAUGCCUUACAAAAUUCUAAUCGUUAUGGUGGUUGCUAUCAUAUUCCGAUCCCAGAAAUUGCUAUGGCUCGCAAACAUUUCGUUUGCAGGCCUCCUGAAGAUUUAAAAGAACCUAGAACCGUUCUACCAAAGCCUGGGGAAAAAAACGUAUUAAUUACUUCCGCGUUGCCCUAUGUGAAUAACGUGCCUCAUUUGGGUAAUAUUAUUGGCUGCGUGUUGUCAGCAGACAUUUUUGCUAGGUAUUGUCGGGCUGCUGGCUAUAAUACUUUGUUCAUUUCUGGCACUGAUGAAUACGGCACAGCGACCGAGAAUAAAGCCUUAGCGGAGAAGUUAACUCCCAAAGAAAUAUGUGACAAAUAUUUCGAACUGCAUAAUUCUAUAUACCGUUGGUUUGGCAUAGGUUUUGAUUACUUCGGACGGACAACAACACAAGAGCAAACUGAAAUAGUGCAGGAAGCCUUCAAAGAUCUCUACAACAAAGGAUUUAUAAACACUGAAAGCGUAGAACAACUGCUUUGUGAAAAAUGCGAUCGCUUUCUUGCAGACCGUUUUGUUGAAGGCGCGUGUCCUCAUCCUGGCUGCGGCUAUGAAGACGCCCGCGGCGAUCAGUGCGAUAAGUGUGGCAAACUGGUAAAUGCAACUGAUCUGAUAAGACCACGUUGUAAGGUUUGCAAUACUGCUCCUGUCAUUAGAUCAUCUGAACAAAUGUUCGUAGAUUUACCGAACAUUGAAAAAAAACUAGAAGGUUGGGUAAAAAAAUUUGAAUAUGGUUGGACAAAUAACGCACGAGAGAUAACUCGAGCGUGGUUGCGUGAAGGCCUAAAACCGCGUUGCAUUACGCGGGAUUUGAAAUGGGGAAUUCCAGUACCACAUCAGGGUUUUGAGCAAAAGGUAUUCUAUGUGUGGUUUGAUGCACCAUUCGGUUACAUUUCUAUGACCAAACGUUAUACAAAAGAAUAUAAGCAAUGGUGGCAACCUUCUAAAGGAAUAGAUGUCGAGCUUUACCAAUUUAUGGCUAAAGAUAACGUACCGUUCCAUUCUGUGGUUUGGCCUGGCGUUUUGUUGGCCAUUAAUAAAGGUCAUGUCCUAGUGUCACAUAUCAUGGCCACGGAAUACUUAAAUUAUGAGGACGGAAAAUUCAGUAAAAGUCGCGGCAUUGGAGUUUUCGGUAAUGACGCACAGGAGACGGGCAUACCAGCUGAUGUUUGGCGCUUCUAUUUGGCUUCUGCACGUCCUGAAGGCCAAGACUCCAGUUUCAGCUGGAAUGAUCUGGCAGCCCGUAACAACUCCGAGUUACUCAACAACUUGGGCAAUUUCAUUAACCGCGCUCUAGUCUUUUGUGAUAAAUAUUAUAACGGUACUUUACCCGAAAUGAAUCUCAGUAAAGAGGACGACAUUCUCUUGAUGUUUAUUAAUCGUGAAUUGCGUGGCUAUAUACAGUCGCUGGAAAAAGCUCGAUUACGUGACGGAAUACGGUAUCUGUUAUCGAUCUCCCGUCAUGGCAAUGGCUACAUGCAAACCCAUCAGCCUUGGGUACUCUUGAAGGGCAAUGAGCAACAACAGGCCCGUGCGGCCACAGUUAUUGGUUUAUGUUGCAACAUUGCCUGCUUGCUGGCGAAUCUUUUGUUUCCUUAUAUGCCGACAACAGCUCGUACUAUCUUCCAACAACUUAAUACCAAACAAACAAGUUUACAUGCAGAUAAGCCUUACAUUGAUAUAUUGUUGCCAAGCGGUCAUAAAAUCGGUAAGCCUGCACCGAUUUUUACAAAACUUGAGCAGAAUUUCAUAGAAGAAAUGAAAAAGAAAUACUCUGGUCCUCAGAUCUUAAAGACCACUCUGACAAUUGGUGAAUUGGAAAUGGCUGUGAAAGCACAAGCCGAUAAAGUGCGACAAUUAAAAGCGAGUACUAAAGACAAGACAGUUUGGCAACCGGAAGUUAAUAUAUUACUUAAUCUCAAAAAGCAAUUAAUGGAGGCUCAAAGCAAUCAAGCAUCCUCUACUGGUGACGUUGAGACAAAAAUUAUUAAUAAUUCGGAUGUUAAUUAAUGUUAGAUUGAGUCGUAGGUAACUUUCGUUUAUUUAUUAGGCAUUUAUUUUGUUUCCAUUGAUUAGCAAAAUUAUAUUAAUUUAAGAAUUGAUUGUAAGGUAUUCAAGCUUGCCUUUACUGCCUUUAAAAGGUUGUCAAAGCCGGCAGCACAUCCCAUAUUUUAAGGUCGAAUUUUCAGAGCGGAAUUUUACAAACCAAUUUCUAAUUGCCCGGUCAGUUAUCCGUCCUUCACCGUAUGCGCGGCAUAUUUUUUCAGCUGUCUUCUGACGGCUAUUACCUCGUUUAAUUUCCCAGAGCUUUACAUGUCGAAUAUGCAGUUUUUAACUCUCCAUUUCAGUGGUCAAGAAAAACGGUUGAUGUCAACAUGCGCCACAUAACACAGUUGACGGAAGACUAACUGAAUAUUCGUCUAUAUAGUGAAAAGAGGAACUCUUUUGUUUCGGUGACUUAUAGUGGGUAAAUACGAAAUAUAGACUCUACUUAUCUGCAUCGGAAGUUACCUAUGACUCGACCUAAAAAAAUCAAAGAUUUGGACGAGAAAAUUUUAAAACAAGUUCAUCCGACAAUUCGAAAGCCUGAAGUUGAGAUUUUGUUAUCAUUGAAAAAAAAAAAAAAAUAAAUGCUCUAACCGGUGUUACUGAGACUCUGAGUAAAAAUAAGAAGAAUAAAUAAUUUUUUGCGAUGCCUUUUAGUACACAUUGCGCCGUAUUUACCUCUGCUUUGCUCAAUUGCCAUUGAAUUAUGUU